UUUUUUUUUAAAUAUUAUAUAAUAUAAUCGAAAAUCAAAUAAAAUCUAUUAUAGAAACGAAUUUUCAAAUAUUUACUUUUAAUAUGAAAUUGAAAAGAAAUAAGAUAAAAAUGAUAUUAAUAAUAAUAAAUUGUAUAUUAUUAUUAUUAACAACUGCAUUUAAUAUUAGUAAACAAUGUAAAAUUUAUGAAAUGACAACAGUAAAUUGUCAUUGCAUCGGAAACGAGGAAUUUUUCUUGCCGGAAGGAUACAAUUAUGAAAAUGUAACAAGUAUACGAAUUACAUCUUGUACUAUUGUAAACCUUCAUUUUUCCAGUUUAACGGAAGCGAAUAAAAUAACAGAAAUAAUUGUGCAAAAUAUUAGUGAACGUUUGAUCUUUGAACUAUUUUUAACAUCGAAAAAAAUAAAAAAACUAAAAUUAUCAAAAAUUCAACGAAUACCAUUAAUUACUCAUGACACAUUCGUUAGAUUAAACAGCAUCGAAACGCUUCGUAUUGAGGACACACGAAUUGAUAAUUUUGAAGAACAAUUUACUGAUAUAGCAAUAACCAACUUUUCUAUGAUCAAUGUUACAAUUGAACGUAUUCAUGAGUUAAAUUUUUUAGAACGAGGUGAAAAUCUAUAUAUUAAAAAUAGUGAAUUUCAAAAUGUUACUGGUUCAUUGAAUUUCGCAUAUUUUUCAACGGUAAAUAUUCUUCAUUCCAAGUUUCAGUUACAAAAACCUGGUUAUAUAUUGAUCGAGGGGAAUAUCAUUUGUAUUGAAAACUGUAUUUUUUCAAAUUCGAGUGCAAAUAUAGUUGCGACAGAUAGCAUUAAAAUAAGCAGUAUUUGUGCAGAUGGAAAAAGCUCUAUGAGACUCUUAUCAAAUAAUAUUAAAAGCAUGAAUAAUCGAUUGCCUACUGAAAUCAUUUAUACAAAGAAUAAAGAUAAAUUAGAACAUUUUUUUUACCGAAAUAAUACGGUAUGUAUCGCUGGAAAUUGUAAAUGUCCAAAAAGUAAUGGUCAAACUAUGCACUUGAUAAAUUUAUUUCUCGCAUUUACUUUUCAAUAUUUAUUACCAAUUAUUAGUCUGGAAUCAAUGUUCUUUUAAUUUCAUAUAAAA
Apis dorsata (giant honeybee) is the source of this 1103-nucleotide messenger RNA. RefSeq lists its product as uncharacterized. Lineage: Eukaryota; Metazoa; Arthropoda; Insecta; Hymenoptera; Apidae. The record is from RefSeq and is a predicted model, not a curated record. The coding region runs from base 84 to 1091 and encodes 335 amino acids. The transcript is spliced from 2 exons.